Messenger RNA from Rubroshorea leprosula, 767 nucleotides. The record is from the annotation of a GenBank genome assembly. NCBI's taxonomy places the organism in Eukaryota, Viridiplantae, Streptophyta, Magnoliopsida, Malvales, Dipterocarpaceae.
AGGUAAGGUGCUGGUCUUCUCUCCGAGCUCCCGCCAUAGAGAUACACGUUUUGUUUCAUUCUACCCAUUUAGUUUUGCAAAAUUCAAUUGAUGGAGAAAUCAAGCAAACCUAAUUUUUGCGGAAGCAGUGAAGAUGAGAAAAACAGGGAAUGCAUCUAUGGAAGCCUCGACGCCGCAUAAGGAACCUGAAAAAGAGAUAAUAAUGAAGUCGAAUCUGAGAAUAGUUGGGGAACAAAAUGAACAAUUGAAGCAUGAAAAUGAAUCCCUAAGAAUGGACAACCUCUUGGUGGAUCAAAACUUGCAAUUUCAGUCAAAAGAACUGAAUCAACUUAAAAGUGAACUUGACAUAUUGAACCACGAGCACAAGAAGCAAAACGAACUUGUGAAGACACUUUCAGAUCGUCUGGUGUGCUUGUCUGAUCUUCAGAAUAAAAAUGUGGAGCUCAUAAGAGAAAACUUGCUACUGAGGCAGAAUAGCAGCUUGAGUCUUGAGUCCAUAAAGCUUGUUGAGGAGCAUGCAACAUUACAGCUUCAAAACAUGAUCCUACGAGCACAAAAAGAUGCUUUGUGUGGAAAGUUGGUGAGAGACGGGCAGUUAAAAAAACAAUCAAGCAUGAAUAAUUAUCAGGAAUGAAAUUAAUAAUAAAGAGUAAAGAUUUAUUUACAUACAAAUUUUACAUAUUAUAUUUAUAUAAAAGCUUAAUUAUUUAUCUCUUUAUUUUUAAUGGUUGAGAUUUAUUUACAUUUAUUAAAAAUAAUUAUCUCUU